Molecule: messenger RNA, 342 nt
Organism: Colletotrichum destructivum
Lineage: Eukaryota; Fungi; Ascomycota; Sordariomycetes; Glomerellales; Glomerellaceae
Exons: 1
Coding region: 1-342 (113 amino acids)
Source: RefSeq, a predicted model, not a curated record
AUGUGCCAGGCCUGUCACCCCCCCCUCCAACGUUCCAAUCGCGGCGACUCGUGCCCUUUCCCCAGGAAAAAAAAGGUCCAAGUCCAAGUCCCAUGGCCCAUGGCUGCAAAGUCACGAACAAUGUCGUUUCCUCUCAUUCUGUCAUUUCCCUCCACCCCCACGCUCAUUCCCCAGGGUGUCUACCUGUCGGUGAAACAUGCGAAAGCGGUGAGGCGGUCUUUCAUCUUCACCGCCGUAGGAAUGAAGUGUGUGCUUACCCGAAGCAGUACUCUUACUUGCCCAACAGCGUGCGCAGUCAGAGAUGAGCCGCAUGGUAGUGGGAUGGUAUGGGAUGGGAUAUGA